Hemiscyllium ocellatum (epaulette shark) is the source of this 2708-nucleotide messenger RNA. It is a transcript of the gene pld3, whose product is annotated as phospholipase D family member 3. Lineage: Eukaryota; Metazoa; Chordata; Chondrichthyes; Orectolobiformes; Hemiscylliidae. The coding region runs from base 149 to 1657 and encodes 502 amino acids. Gene Ontology annotation, molecular function: catalytic activity. The record is from RefSeq and is a predicted model, not a curated record. The transcript has 12 exons.
UCCUCUCUCUCCCUCCCCUCGUGUGUGUGUGUGUGAGGUAUAGCGCGUACAGUUCACAGCAACACUGUCAGCUGUAAGGCUGCCGCUUGUCCGCCAACAUCUCUGAGUUGUACUUCUGAGAUCCCAGCCAGGCCUAGGGAAGAAAGAAAUGAAGCUGCAACUGAUACACCAGAAGCUGAAGACGUCAACUGCCUUCCCUGAUGGGAAGGGGAACUGUACCCUGUGGAAUUCCAGAUUGCAGAAGAUUUGCAGAGAUGCAGUACUGGUGUUGGCCGUGGUUGUCAUUCUUAUCCUCCUGAUGAUGGUACAGUUACUGCUGUUCCCCUACAAUCACCAAAUGGACAAGAAGAUCAGCAUUCCCUUUGAGAUCAAAAAAGCUGCAGCUGAUGUAGACUUGGGCUGGUCAGACUCAUGCAGUCUUGUUCUCGUUGAGAGUAUUCCAGAGGGGAUGCAUUUUGGACCUAACUCCACUGUGAACCCAUCUAUUUUUGAAGGGUGGAUGAAGUUGUUGAGGGAGGCAGAGAAAAGCAUUGAGAUCAGCUCCUUCUACUGGACCAUGCAAAACAAAGACACGCACACAUUGGAACCUUCUGCCAACCAGGGUGAAGAAGUUCUGCAGAAAUUGAAGGAUGUUUCUAAGGCUCUGAAUGUCCGUAUCGCUGUCAGUAAACCAUUGAGGACAGGAACUCUGAAUGACCUGCGUCUUCUGGAGAAGAAUGGAGCAAAGUUUACAGUUGUGGACAUGGCCAGACUGACGGCUGGAGUUCUACAUACAAAAUUCUGGAUUGUUGACAGGAAACACGUAUACAUUGGAAGUGCCAAUAUGGAUUGGAGAUCGUUGACCCAGGUUAAGGAGCUGGGAGCCAUCAUCUUCAACUGCAGCCAACUGGCUGAGGAUCUGGGCAAAAUUUUCGAGGAGUACUGGAAUCUCGGUGGGCACAACAGCAGCAUCCCAUCUCCAUGGCCUAGUAAUUACUCAACAGUCUACAAUGAGAAAAACCCUAUGGUGCUGGAGCUCAACGACAGUCUAGCCAGUGUCUAUUUCUCAAGCUCUCCCCGUGCGUUAUGCCCAGAUGGACGGACUGAGGACCUUGCCUCCAUUCUCAGUAUCAUCGAUGAUGCACAAAAGUUUGUGCAUGUGGCAGUCAUGAAUUAUAUUCCAGUAACUGUGUUCUCUUAUCCCAGAAGAUACUGGCCAGAUAUCGACACGCAUCUGCGGAAGGCUGCAUUUGAACGGAAAGUGAAAGUACGGCUCCUAAUUAGCUGCUGGUCACAUUCCAACCCAUCCAUGUUCCCUUUCCUCCAGUCACUGGCAGCUCUGAAGAGUCAUGAGAGCCAUCUAAAUGUGGAAGUGAGAAUUUUCGUGGUGCCAGCAACACCGGAACAAAGUAGCAUUCCCUAUGCACGAGUCAAUCACAACAAGUACAUGGUGACGGACAGAGUGGCUUAUGUUGGGACUUCCAACUGGUCUGGUGACUAUUUUAAUAACACAGCAGGUGUGGGCCUGGUGGUUAACCAGAGCAGCACAAUGAGGCACUCCUCAGGCUCUUCCGUGCGAAAACAACUGCAGGAUGUGUUUAGUCGAGACUGGCACUCACCGUUUAGCAAACCCCUGACUGAAGGUGUGGAUUUGAGUCAGAUCUGUAAAUAUAUCUAACAGGUCUGUGGAGAAAUUAUUCACUCAGUGCCAAUGUUGAACCAACAUGAGAACCAAAAUCCUGCACGAACCAAAAUCCUGCACAACCCAAAAAUGGAUCCGGAAUCCUAAUUGAUCCUGACUCACAUUCAUCAAUUCCCUUCAAGGUGUCACAUUCGACAGCGAGUGAUGGCAAAGGAUGUGAUCAUGGAGUUGAAUUUUCAUUGAGUACUUCUGAUCAGUCAACAAUCUUGGCAGAAGAUCCUGGAAAUCACAACUUUGCCAUUGCUCCAGGAUUUCCUUGAGAAAUGAGUGGACUAUCUUUCAUAGAAAUUCAACCUGACAGAAAUUGGUACUUGUGCAGAAGCUGUCUGGCAACGAGUGUUACCAACACCCUUGUAAUUACCCUGAGAUUACUGCAUACUGCCUUUGCAUUCCUGUGUGUUCACCGUCUCAGAGUCAGAUUGUCAGGCUGGGUGGGGUCUCUAAAUGCUGGCCCUACCACUCAUUGAGAUAUGAGCCAAGAUCAAUGUCUCCCUGGUCAGUUGCUGUAAGAAUCUUCACAGGUAAUGUGUUUGUCAACCUGCUGGAUUUGAUCCAUAUUCGCAAAGUAGCUUUGAUUCAGUAAUCUCACACGGAGCAUAUAGGCCAACAGUUGCAAAGCAGUCACCACAGUGCUAUGGACGCCACACUGCUCUUGUCAGUCUGCUCUAUGAAGAACCUUUAUUCUGUAUCUGACACCUUGCUGUACCUGUUCUGGGAGUGUUGGGGACAAUGUGAAGGGAGCUUUUUAUCUGACCUGUGCGUACCUGUUCUGGGAGCGCAUGAUGUUUGUUCCAAUUCUAACAGGAACAACUUACGAUUAUUUCCUUUGGAGGUACUUAUACUGUAUCUGUGCAAACACAUUUUUUUAUUUGAUCCAGUUUCCCCAUUAAGUAGCCACAUUAAAUGUGGGGAGAAUGCCAGAGAUGCUGGAGCCUGAUGUACUGCAUUUUCAAUGCACAUUAUGCGACCUUGUACUGUACACCUACUUUUGUCAGUUUUGAAAUAAAAUCUAUUUUCAGUUCCACAA